Molecule: messenger RNA, 437 nt
Organism: Saprolegnia diclina VS20
Lineage: Eukaryota; Oomycota; Saprolegniomycetes; Saprolegniales; Saprolegniaceae
Exons: 1
Coding region: 33-350 (105 amino acids)
Source: RefSeq, a predicted model, not a curated record
UCGCACCUGGGCAUUAUUCUUCAAAGUGAGCGAUGGCCGGCCGGAGCGUGCCACAGAUCUACCGGCGAGUGCUCAAGCUCGCGCAGCGCUUCCCGAGCAUCAAGAAGGACCAGCUCGUCGCCGACAUCAAGGCCGAGUUCCACGAGAACGCGAGCCUGACGGACGCGGCCAAGAUCCAGGAGAAGAUCGCGAUCGCGGUCAAAGGCAUCGAGCAGCUCGGGCAGUAUGUGCAUUUGGACCCGACCGCCCACAGCUGGACCGUCGAGAUGGAGAAGGAUCCGUUCGGGCAGAACCAGCCGCGGCCCGCGGACGUCCGCGUCGUCACGCCGCCCAAGCCCAGCGAGGUCUAAUACGCUUGAAUGGCAAACGAAACAAAAUAGCUUUUUCUGAGAGGUGUAUGCAUCUAGAGAUUCUACUUGGGCGCAAACUUGGCAGCG